AUGGACACCCUAGCCACAGCCAAGGCUCUCGCGGAGGCCAGGGCCGUCGUCGCCGGGCUCGAGGCCUACGACGGCUCCGUUGCGGCGCACCAGGCUCUCCUCAGCCGGGCCUCUGCGGUACGCGCCGCCAUGGAAGCACCGUACGACACGGCGACGCGCUGGCUCGAGAACAUGAGCGCCGGAGCCGCCAUGAACCUCGUCGUGCGCACCGGGGCUUUUGAAAAGUUCCCUGCGCUCGGGACCGGGGGCAGCAUCUCGGCCGCGGACCUGGCCUCGGCCUGCGGCGUGGACACGAGCGUCAUGACGCGCGCCGUGCGCGUGCUCGUCGCCAACGGCCUCUUUGCGGAGACGGGCGCCGACACGUACGCGCACAACGCCGGCUCGGCGGCGUUUGCCCCGGGGGCCGGGCUGGGCGGGUUCGUCGGCGUCUGCGUCGACAUCAUGCAGGCGUGGGCCGGGCUGCCGCGGUACUGCACGGACGCCGUUGCGUGCGCGGCCGGCAUGGAGGGCCGCACGUACUACGAGGUGCUCGAGACGGACCCGGCGCGGCGCGCCCUCUGGGACGGCACGCUGCAGGCCAUGGCGAGCAACUUCCCGGUCCUGGGCAUGUUUCCGUUUCGCGAGCGCUUGCGGGCGCAGGAUGGCGGCGGCGGCGGACGGCAUCGUGCGGACAUUGUCGACGUCGGCGGCGGGCGCGGCCAGGCGCUGCUCGCGAUCCAAGGGGACGGCGAGGGCGUGUUCAGCGGCCGUCUUGUGCUGCAGGAUCUGCCGACGGUCAUUGACACGCUGAAGCCCGAGGACAUUCCCGGGAUCGAGCCCAUGGCCUAUGACAUCUUCACCCCGCAGCCUGUACAGGGUGCACGCGUCUAUCUCAUGCGCCGUCUCCUGCACGACUUUUACGACCCCGAGGCCGUCCAGAUCCUGCGGAACACGGCCGCGGCCAUGGCGCCCGACUCGCGCCUCGUCAUCUGCGACAUGCUGGUCCCAGACCGCGUGCAAGUGCACGGGCCGAUGACGCUGUACUGGCUCGACUUUUCGCUCCUCACUAUUGGCGGCAAGGAGCGCUCCCGGUCCGAGUUUGAGGAUGUGUGCGCCCAGGCCGGGCUCGAGAUUGUCGACAUCUACCCGUCCGCGGGCGAUAACACGGUCAUGCUGGAGACGAGGCUCAAGAGCCGAUAG
Molecule: messenger RNA, 1179 nt
Organism: Cordyceps militaris CM01
Lineage: Eukaryota; Fungi; Ascomycota; Sordariomycetes; Hypocreales; Cordycipitaceae
Product: O-methyltransferase, putative
Exons: 3
Coding region: 1-1179 (392 amino acids)
Molecular function (GO): O-methyltransferase activity
Source: RefSeq, a predicted model, not a curated record